AGGCGGUAGGAGUGGAUGAGCCUGAGCCGAGCAGUCAGCCAGUCCUGCCCUCACAAGGAGCACCGUAGUCGGAGGUGAUACCGCCCUCCUCCUGCUGCCAAACCCCCCUGCCUGCCUGUCGCUUCCCUUCCGACCUGAAACCGGAGCCGGUGUCCAGGACCAGGAUGUAUCGAUCUGUUUGCUUGUAGUGCUUCUCCUCCAGCCGAUCCUCCAUGCGUCAGCCCCGGGAAUGGAUCAGGAAUCCGGUGUGGCGUCUGCAGGGAGUUUUAUCUCCCUGAACGAGCACGAGCAGAGGUAUUACUCGGGUCUCCACAGCCUGUGCCAGGCGGACGCCUCGGGGACACUGUCGUCCAGCAAAGUGGCAGAGCUGUUCAAGGCGUCUCAGCUGCCUCCUGAAGCCCUGCAUAAAGUGACCGAGGUGUGUGGAGCAAAGCGUAUGGGCUACUUUGGUACACCUCAGUUCUUCGUGGCCCUGAAAUUGCUCGCCGCCGCCCAGUCCGGUCUGCCCAUCCACCUGGAGAGUGUAACGGCCAAUCUACCUCUGCCCAGAUUUGUUGGGCUGAAGAAUGAGCCAGAGAUGCGAUAUGUAACCGCCCCCCCAACUAUAGACGGUCAAGGUGCUCCAUGUGGGACUGCACCUGUCUCCGCCCCCUGGACUCCAGCAGACAGGAGCUCCUUCAGACACGUCGAGGCCAGUGUAGAGAAGAAGGAACCUUGGUCCCCACCACGAUCACCGUGCAGUUCUCCGCCUCGAUCCCCGCUGACCUACCGCGGCUACCCGUACAACAAGCAAAGAAACGGGGCUGACGCACAGAUUGCCUAUGAAAGCAAACAUUCCUCACGGCCGAUCGUUCAGCUGGAGCAGCACUCCUCGCCUAGUAACUACGGGACCAAACCCACUGUGGAGCAUCCUGCCAUGGCUCGGGCUUCCUCAUCAGAGAGGCUGGACCAGCAGGGAGUAGUGGACUACUCUGACGAUGACCCCUGGAGGAUCACAGAGGAACAGCUGGAGUAUUACACCAAUCAGUUCAAGAGCCUGCAGCCUGACCUGGGGGCUCUCAUCCUGGGAACCAUUGCAAAGAACUUCUUUACUAAAUCCAAGCUCCCAAUUCCAGAACUUUCCCACAUUUGGGAGUUGAGCGAUGUGGAUAGAGACGGAGCUCUCACGUUCUCUGAGUUCUGCACAGCCUUUCACUUGAUUGUAGCACGCAAGAAUGGUUACCCUCUCCCAGAGAGCCUCCCCCCGACCCUGCUGCCGGGGUUCAUGCAGCAGGAAGAGGACAUACCGGAUACUCCAGAGAGUGUAGAGCCUCUUAUUGUCUUUGAGGAUACUGAGGAUCGGAGCUUAAUAGAGAGGCUCCAGCCAAGUCUAGCCACAACAAAACAAGAUUUGAAAGAGGAGUCAUGCAAACAAGAUGUUGGUGUGAAGAGGGCAACAACAUCUCAAGAGAAACCCACUUUACAACUUGGUGCUUUUCCUGAGAGGCUAGAGCCGCCUCAGGACCUGGACCCACAUAUGAGGACAAAAACUAGACCGAGGUCCUACUCCAGCACCUCUAUCGAAGAUGCUAUGAAGAAAGCAGAAGAGCCUCCCACCCCUCCACCUCGGCCCCAGAAGACCCACUCCAGAGCCUCCUCGCUGGACCUCAACAAGCUGUUCCAGCAGGGCGUUCCAGGCAUAAAAAGUGGAUGGUUGCCGCCUCCUCCAGCCCUUCCUCCUCGACCAUCAACUUCACAGGUUCCUCAUUUUAUCAACGUUUCAGAGAAAACCCCUCAGAGUAAAGUGCAGCAGCCAAACUUUGCUGACUUCAGUCACUUUAGAGAAGAGGAGGAGAGCAGCAUGAAACCUGAGGAGCAGGGUCCACGCUCUAGAUUUGGUCCAAGUUCUGAAGACCUGGCCAAUGCUUCAAAACAGGAUGUGAUUGGAGUUCCUCACAGUCAGGCGCCACAGAAGCCGGUCCGCAGGAAAUACUACGCGGAGAGCCAAAACCUGGAGACCGUCCCUCCACCUGCCAUGCCGUUUCCUACCCCGACCAAACCUGCUCAGAAGCUGAUGUCCAAACAGAAGAGGGAGAUCCAGAUGGCGAUCCGUAAAAACAAGGAAACCAACGCAGUGUUGACACGCCUCAACAGCGAGCUCCAACAGCAACUCAAGGUGGUUCACCAGGAGAGGGUCACCUUGGAGUCCCAGCUGGACCUCCUGCGGCCUCUGGCUUCGACGUGACUGAGCCUGAAGUCCGGUUAGAUCCAUGUUACCUGUGCGUCACAGAAAUACAUCAGUGUCUCUAUAAAACAUGAAUUUUUGAGCCAAGAUACAGAAAGUUGUCAUGGAUAAAGAAUAAUUGUAAAAGGGUUGACAAUGGGGACAAACAGGGAUGUGACUAUUUCUUUUGUGACUUCGGUCCCACAUCUAAAUGUUACUUUUUAUUGACGUUUUACAGGUUAAAACCAUGCUUUUUUUUUUUUAAAUCACUGUUUGACAUGCACAUGUAAAAUACCCUGUUAUUCACUGUGACAUUCUAACUUAUUUUUCUCUUUUGAUUUGCUGUCAUGAAUCUGACAUUGCUUAAAAUUCAUGUGACAUAUUGCCAUGACUCAGAUACAUGUUUCAUGUUUGUUACAUGUUCUGUGUUAAAGAUUGUAACUAAAGUACUCUCAGUUUUUCUCAGUCUCUGUAUACAGUGCAUCAUGGGCAUCCACAUGUGGUCUAAAGCAAGUAAUGGUGCUACAGAUUAGUUCCUGAAUCUGAUUACUUUUUUGCACUUGAAGUAAAAAAAAACGCACAUUUGCAAGGUUGUUCGAAAAAGCCUCAUUAGAUAUGUGUUUUAGCUAGAGAUUUCCAGCCUGCGCACAAGAUUUGAUUGUUGAUUGUCACACUGUAGCACUGGCACAUGAGUCUAUUAGGACACUGAAGAAUGUUGACUCUGGAUUUAUAUGAAAUGUGGACAUUUUACUUGAAUUUGCUCCAUCUGUAAUGUAAGCACUGUCUGACUUUUGCUUUUUUUUUAAACCCCUUCUGUUUAUUAUCCUAUGAAGAAUUAUUUCUGCACUGCAAGUUUGGAUAAAAAAUAUUUUCAAGGCCCUCUAUAUAAACUAGUAAUAUCAAUCUAGACAAAAAAAAUUAAAUGAGCACAAUAUUAUGGCAGCCCAUUUCUGCCAAUGUGAUUGAAAGAAAAUAGAUGCUGUAAGUUACUAUAAUGAGAAGAGCUUUCUCAAAAUAAUGACUUAGUAUCUCAAAAUGUGACUUAGUUUCUCAGCAUAUUGAGAAACUUUUGCAAAAAUGACUUCUUUCCAAAUAAUGAGAAACUCUGUCGUAAUAAUGACAUAUUGAGAAACUUUUUCAUUAUCUCGGAAAUCAGAAACUUUCUCAAAAUAAGGACAAGAAUGUAUUUUCCUGACGGAAAUGGGACAAUAUUCAUCUGAUGUUUUGCAAGAUAGAUUUCAAACCAGUUCAUGUCGGAUGUGGUUUUUGACCUAAUCUAUGCAAAGAACAUGUGGUGCUGCUGUAGCUUGCUUUAGACCAUUUACCAUCAGGAACAAUCAGGAUGUAUGGGACACAAUGAACUGGUUGAAAUACAUGAUGGCAUGCUUGAUACUGCAUGCUAAAAAGGAUGUAAGCAUUGGAUUGUAAAUUAAUGUUAAAUCAUGCACAACUACUGAGCUCUGGGCUGAAGACAAUAAUCAAACUAAUCAAUAAAGUUGUCUAUUUUUA
Molecule: messenger RNA, 3712 nt
Organism: Centropristis striata (black sea bass)
Lineage: Eukaryota; Metazoa; Chordata; Actinopteri; Perciformes; Serranidae
Gene: reps2
Product: RALBP1 associated Eps domain containing 2
Exons: 19
Coding region: 230-2224 (664 amino acids)
Biological process (GO): endocytosis; endosomal transport
Cellular component (GO): cytoplasm; plasma membrane
Molecular function (GO): protein binding; calcium ion binding
Source: RefSeq, a predicted model, not a curated record